AAGAACUGCCUUCUCUGCUAAGGCCGUACAGGGUGUGGUGGGGAGAGAGACAGAGAAAAAAAGCAGAUUGGCUCUGUGCAUCUUUUGACUUUGGGGAGACCGAUUUGACAACUGUCCUAGGCUGGUGCUGAGACCUGCCCCCAUGCUGGAUCACAGAAGUAGGAUGGAUAGCUCCAAGAAGGAAAGGGUGAAGCAGAUCCUAUCUGAAUUCCGGCUACGGGAAGAGGACUUGAAGAAGGUGAUGCGUCGGAUGCAGAAGGAAAUGGACCGAGGCUUAAAAUUGGAGACACAUGAGGAGGCCUCUGUGAAGAUGCUGCCCACAUAUGUGCGGUCUACACCAGAAGGAUCAGAAGUUGGAGAUUUCCUAUCUUUGGAUCUCGGGGGUACCAAUUUCCGAGUGAUGCUGGUCAAAGUGGGAGAUGAUGAGGAAGGGCAAUGGAAAGUGAAGACAAAACAUCAAAUGUACUCCAUUCCAGAGGAUGCCAUGACAGGAACCGCUGAAAUGCUCUUUGAUUAUAUUUCGGAAUGCAUCUCUGACUUCCUGGACAAACACCAGAUGAAGCACAAAAAGCUGCCUCUGGGCUUUACAUUUUCCUUCCCUGUUCGACAUGAAGACAUUGACAAGGGAAUUUUGCUGAAUUGGACAAAAGGCUUUAAAGCAUCUGGAGCUGAAGGGAACAACAUUGUGGGGCUUUUGAGAGACGCUAUCAAGCGAAGAGGGGAUUUUGAGAUGGAUGUAGUUGCAAUGGUCAACGACACAGUAGCAACAAUGAUAUCCUGCUAUUAUGAAGAUCACAGAUGUGAAGUUGGCAUGAUUGUGGGCACAGGUUGCAAUGCUUGCUACAUGGAGGAGAUGGAGAAUGUGGAACUGGUGGAAGGAGAUGAAGGACGGAUGUGUGUGAACACCGAAUGGGGGGCUUUUGGGGAGUCAGGAGAGUUAGACGAAUUCCUCUUGGAGUACGAUCGUGUGGUGGAUGAAACCUCCCUUAACCCCGGUCAGCAGCUGUAUGAGAAGAUCAUAGGUGGGAAAUACAUGGGGGAGAUCGUACGACUAGUGCUGCUAAAACUUGUCAAUGAAAAUUUACUCUUCAGUGGAGAAGCUUCAGAAAAGCUGAAAACCAGGGGAUCAUUUGAAAGUCGUUUCAUCUCGCAAAUUGAAAGUGAUCCUGGCGACCACAAGCAGAUUUACAAUAUUCUGACCUCUUUUGAGCUAUUGCCCUCUGUCAUGGACUGUGACAUUGUUCGGAUGGCGUGUGAGAGCGUCUCCACACGGGCUGCGCAGAUGUGUUCAGCUGGGCUGGCUGGGGUUAUCAACCGCAUGCGGGACAGCAGGAAUGAGGAGACUCUGAAGAUUACAGUGGGCGUGGAUGGGUCAGUCUACAAGCACCACCCUUGUUUCAAAGAGCGUUUCCAUGCAUCAGUCAGGCAGCUCACUCCAGGCUGUGACAUCUCCUUCCUGCAGUCAGAAGAAGGCAGUGGCCGAGGAGCAGCUCUCAUUUCUGCUGUAGCGUGCAAAAUGGCUUGCAUGAUUGGCCAGUGAGAUGGACCAUGAAAGGCCACCUUCCUAGAAAGCACCUCUUCUUCCCAGUGACCCAGGCUGUGUUGUUUUAGGGUGUGCCCAGGAGCAGCACCAGUAGGAGGAAAUUUUUCCUGGGGAGUAGACAAUUGAACUGACCACUGGACAGAACAACGGCUGGAGCAACAUUGGGUUCCUCCUAACUUCUUAUAUGUAGACAAUGCAAUAACUCUUUCAAACUUCAGCUUCUCCUUUUUCUUCCUAAAACCUUCUCCAAUACUGCAUGAUGGCGGGGAGGGGGAUGAGGGGUGUUCAGUUUAUGUAUUAAAGCAGUUUCACAAAGUUCUGUGGAGGUGUUGAGUGAAUGGGGAGGAAAUUAAUUUGUUGGGGGGAAAGUGCUAAACAAAAAGAGAUCUAGACCUAUUGGUACUGAGUUGAUAAGGAGAGUAACCCAAAUUCUGUUUUUCCCAGUGUGGCGAUUAUUGGAGCCUUGUUUAAUAGAAUGGAUAGCAUUGGAUUUAGAAGAGAGCAAAGGAAGGCACAGACAUCAAUUCCAAAGUGUAGGAUCAUCCAAAACAUACCACUGGUUUCUUCUUUAGAAAAUCAGGUUCUAAGGAGAUUAAAAGAAGGGUCCCUAUCAGCGCUUGGUGGUGAGAUAUGAUCUCCAUUUCAAUGUUCCUAGGAAUUUUUGGUGCUGAUUUUUUCCCCAAGCAGCUGUUAAUUCUGUCCUAAUGUGACUUGGGCCAUGUGUGUUCCCACUUGCUUGUACCCACAGCACAAAGAGCCCCUGCCCAAGCAACCUCUGUUUUCCACUGUGUUCACUUGGUGCUGCCUUCAUCUCGUCUGUAGCCCAUAAGAGACAGACUUAUGUUGUGGUUAGCUGUUAAAUAAUAUUUUCCCCUUUCUUCUAAUAGCAGGGGAACUUCAAGGCAUCUAAGGUCUGCUAGACUUUGUCACCCUUGCUUUGGAGAGAACUCAGGGGAUGGGCCAUGACUGGGAACAAAGGCAUUAGAAGCAAGAGAGGAAUCAGCAGUGUGAACAGCCAAAUUCAUACCAUUAUGGUUUUCUACCAGCUCAAUCAUGGGUGGAAAACACUUCAAUUCACUAACAGAAAAAGGUUCUAAGUGGGUAUAUCAAAUCUGAACUUAAGAUACUAUUUCCAGAAAUAGCACAAUCCAGAUGCUUGAAGCUUCAUUUGCUUUCAUGACACUCCAGAUCUAGGUCAAACAUGAAUCCAAGAGGCCUGAGAACAAACUGAUUAUUCUCUACAUCAACGAUGACCAUAGAAGAGUGGGAGAUGAUGCAAAGUGGCAGGUUCAUCAUGUACCUGGUUGAAUCAAGGUGUUACAUUUUCCCCUAGUAUUUGAGUUCACUUGUGUUGGGUUUUUACACCCAGGUUUAAUCUAUUUAGAGGGGUUAAUUGUCAUUUCAGUGUAUUCAAAUCCCCAUAAGACAUUAGAUAACCACAUUGCCUAUUUUCAACAAGCAUGCUUGGAGAAGGCUUGGCAGGGUGUAAAAAAAUGGGUUCUGGAGUCCCAUAUCCUUAUCAUUUCCUGAUUUUAUUUGUCUUUAGAAGGGAAUGUAUUUAUCUAUUUGCCUUUUUUAGCUUUCUAUUUUUAAGCUCUGGUUCUAUCUUUAGAAACUGAGAAAAAUAGAAACCACAAUACUUCCUCUAAAAACAGAGGUCGAAGACUGCCAUCCGCUAAAUAUGAAAAGGUUUUGCUGUUUCUCUACAUGCCUGAAUUUUGGCUCAGCAGUGAUUUGUUGAUGCCCCGAUAAUUAGCCCAUUAAUGUGGAUGGAAUGUAGUUGGACAAAAAUGCCAGUUAGUAAAGACAAGGGUGAUAUGGGUUGCAGUGGCUAAAAUGGAUGAUUGGGUGAAUGCUAUAAAGAUUCUAGUCCAGACGUACUUGAGAUGAAGUGAAGAAAGAUUCAUGGGUAGAAUAAUGAAAAAAAGGCGGGGGGGGGGCUGGAGCAAUUUGUACAAAGCACUGGAUAAGGUGAAAAAGGUACAGGUCUUUGUCACACAGUCAGAAAGAUAGAUUGCUGAGCAUGUCAGAAACUGACACACACAUCUAUUUUCUGGGAAGUUUAGCCAAGGUAGGCUGGAAUGCAAACAUGAUAUUUGAACAGUAAGAAAUACACAUAAUUCUGCUUUUUUAAUGGAAUACCUUGCCAAUCCCUUAGUUCCCCAUCUUUCCCACUGAGUUUUUGGUCAUACAGUUGCUUGACUUAGGCACACUUGCUUUCUUAUCACUGGCAUAAUAUUGUUUAUUUUCCUGUUUUGUUUUACUUCUGUCUCCUGCUAUCCUU
Messenger RNA from Python bivittatus (Burmese python), 3827 nucleotides. The record is from RefSeq and is a predicted model, not a curated record. Lineage: Eukaryota; Metazoa; Chordata; Lepidosauria; Squamata; Pythonidae.